Corylus avellana is the source of this 2447-nucleotide messenger RNA. The record is from RefSeq and is a predicted model, not a curated record. Lineage: Eukaryota; Viridiplantae; Streptophyta; Magnoliopsida; Fagales; Betulaceae.
AUUGCUUGCGGGAACAUUCCCCUUCUUCCCUUUUCUCUUCCUUUGGACCCAACUCUAAAAGUAAAAGCGAAACAAACAAACACCCACUUGAAGCAAUCUCCAGCACUUCAUUCAAAAAAAAUUCGCUUUUUUUAUUUUUUCUUUUUUUCUCGAGCCUUUUCGUGUAUAAACACACUCAAAAUUCACUCUUUGUCUUCAGCAGAUUCUGAUUCUUCCAUUCCUCGAAAGCAUUUCGAUUUUGUUUCUUUUUUGACCAAAUUUACUGGGUUUUGGUUUGAUUCAAGCUUUGUUGAAGUUAUGGUUGGCAAACUGUGAAUAAGUUGUUGUGGUGGUAAUGGGUGGUAAUGGUAGAGUUGAGGUGGUAAAUAGUAAAGGGUGUUCCAGGCUGUUCCUUGGCCUCUCGUCUCCAUUGUCUUCUUUCAGAGGUCUACAACCGUUUGACCCAAUGUCUCCUGCCUCGUCCUCUGCUGGGUCUGAGCCCGUGGCCGUCCGAUCAAGUGGUCCCUUUGCCGGCCUCGUUAUUUGUGUCACCGGUCUGUCCAAAGAAGCAAGGAAACAAGUAAUGGAAGCAACAGAGAGAUUAGGUGGCCAGUACAGCCCUAAUUUGCAUCCUCAGUGUACCCAUUUGGUGGUCCAAAGUUUUGGUGGACGUAAAUUUGAGCAUGCUUUGAAGCAUGGAUCAAAAAAUAGUCUCUUCAUAGUCACGCUUGGGUGGUUUGUGGAUAGUGUUAGGAGGAAUGUGAGGCUGAGUGAAUCACUUUACAAUGUUCAGAGUUUUGGAGAAAAUGGUAUGCGCUUGGAUGAAUUGAAUUGGCGUGCUGGGUUUCCUGGUAUCGAAACUUCAUGUCUUCCUGUUGGUACUAAUGGAGCCAAGCGAUUUGACAUGAUUGAAGAUCCACAUCUAUGGUUUUCUGGAAGGGAGCUUAAGAGAAGUACUGAGUCAACUCUUUCUGGUAACUCCAUGUAUAUUGAUCCAGACAUUUCGGCUGAACUGCGUAAUAAGGUUGUAGAGGCUGCUGCUAGAGAAGGUGCCAAACUUGUAGAAAAAUGGUUUGUUGGUUGCAGUGCCAGUCAUGUGGUUUGUGAAGGGACUUCUGUCCGAACAUAUCUUGGCCACUCUAGCAACCUUGUCACACCACUGUGGGUUCUGAAAACAGCAAAGGAGAAAUAUGUGCAACGGCUUGUUCACAUGUCCACAGACUUGGCUAGGCAGAUUGGUAUGAUGCUUGAAGAUUCUCAAAAUGGCAUCUCAGGGAAGAAAACAAAUGAGCAAAAUGUCCCUGAAGAUGAUCAGAGUUUUAGAAAUAAAGCGAGCCUCAAUGAAAGGCAACAGGUUGUGAGUUCUGCUAAAAUUGCGGUCAGAAAUCGUCGUGGUCGUCGUAUGCAGACUUCUCAAACCCCAAUUCGGCCAAUAACUCCAAGUUGCCUAUUGGAUUCCAUCUGCUGGUCGAUAUCUGAACCAACUUCCACCGUGUCUAUUUACACAGACUCUUUUAGCGUUGAUGGUGCUAGUGAACAUCACUCACCUGUAUUCCUAGAUGCCAAAGGCGAUGGCAAGGAUUUGGAAGCUUCAUUUGCAAACUUAACCCGGCCACUUACAGAAAGUGAGAAAUCUGAAUUGAUAUAUAAAAACCAUUUUCUUACCAUAUUGUUUCCCGUUGAUCGAUUUGCUGAGAUGGGGCCUUCUUCAAGAACAUUUUUCAGCAAUAACGGCUUUACGUGUUUGCAGGUGUUAGAUCAUAUCCAUUCAUUUUAUCAGGAAUACAUGUCAGUUCACGAAAUAGAGGCUGCAAUUCACACUGAUUCAAGACAUGCGGACCGGCUUCGAUUGGUGUACUGUAGUAGAGAAACAGCGAAAUGUGGUUUUGUGGUUUUUAAACGGAUUGAUUUUUUAGGGAGUCGCAAAAGUUUCGAAAUGUUGAAGCGUGUCAGCGGUGACAACAACAGUAACGUCUACGAGCUGUUGAUCAGGGCAUGAUGUCAUGUUAUCAGUGGUGGAUCCCUUCCAUAUACUAGUUUCGAGUUAGUGGCAAGCUCAAUUGCCAAGCUGAACUAUUAGAUACAGAUCCUCAGCUUGAAGACAGAUGCAUUCAACCUUCACUUGCUUCUUUAAGAUCUCAAGAAGAAUGGUGAAGCUUUUCUACCAUGUGGUGGAACACUUCAGAUUGUAUUACUAGCAUUUAGUAAGCAUAGUAUAUAGUAAAUGAGUGAAAUAUUCAGAGCAUAUUUGAGUUUCAAAACCUACAAAUUGGUAGUAUACACGUGUCCAAUUGCAGUGCCUUGAUAGGUAAGGUUCGAAUUUUGGAUCCCUUGUACAUUGAAGACAUAUCAGAUGGUUGAGGUUUUUUUUUUUUAAAAAAAAAAAAAAAAAUUUAAAUUUUUUAGCUUCAACUGUUUGACAAGCUAUUCUUUAUAAUGUUAUCUUGCACCAGAUGGUGUUUUAGUCU